Molecule: messenger RNA, 1071 nt
Organism: Tetrahymena thermophila SB210
Lineage: Eukaryota; Ciliophora; Oligohymenophorea; Hymenostomatida; Tetrahymenidae
Product: ferric reductase-like transmembrane component family protein
Exons: 2
Cellular component (GO): plasma membrane
Molecular function (GO): oxidoreductase activity
Source: RefSeq, a predicted model, not a curated record
AUGGCUUGGGUCACUUUAGGGCUCUCUGCUAACCAUUGGUACCAUGCUAGAGGAAUAGUGAGUGGUUAUAUGAUUGGUGGAGUAUUAACUACUUUUGUGAUCUUUUCGAUAGAGCCAAUAAGAAGGAAAUUUUGGGAGUUUUUUAUGAAGCUACAUUGGUUGCUAAUUUGUUGUAUGCUUGUUAGUUGCAUCAUUCAUGAAGUUGGGGCUGGAAUUUUAGCUAUAGGAUACUUUGCUCUUGAUGUUAUAUGCAGAAUUUAUACAAUAAAGAAAUAUAGCUAUUUAUCUGCAAGUAUUGAAAUAGAGAGAGUUGGAGAUAGUGUUGUAAAGAUAUCUAUGCAUCGUUAAAAUAUUACUUUUAAAGGAGGUUAGUAUUUUUUUAUUAUGAUUCCAAAGAUGAGCUACUUUUAGUGGCAUCCUUUUUCAGCAUUUAGUGCUCCCCAUGAAGAAUAGCUUGUAUUUUAUGUAAAAUAGUCUGGAGAUUGGACUGAAGCCCUUUUCUAAUUAGCUGGAAAAUAGGGUAAGCCUGUUAAUGUUAGAGGUUAUAUUGAUGGCCCUUAUGGAUCACACUCCAUUAGUUUAGAUAGAGAUAAGUAUUAACAUUUUUUAUGCAUUAGUGGAGGUAUUGGAAUAACUCCAAUUUUUAGUCUUGUUAAAUAAUUGAAUUUUUAAGUGCGUGAAGGAAGAUUAGUUUAAAAUAUUCAUUUUAUCUGGGUAGGAAGGGAUAAAUCUGUAAUUGAAAACAUUUUAGAUGAAACAUAACUCAAGUAGCUUGAAGUCGAAGAUAAUAAAAUCACAUUAAGAAGCUACUUGCAUUUCACGAACAGUAAAGUAUCAAAUGUGAUUAAAUAAAAAUAAAACUAAGGAAAUAUCAAGUACAUCUUGGGUAGACCUGAUUUUUCUGCAUAUUUUGAAAACAUGCAUAAAAUUGCUAAAUAAAGUUAAACAAAUCUUGUUGCAGUUUUGGUUUGCGGUCCUUAAUCAUUAAUUUUUGAAGUUGAAAAUCAUGCAUCAAAAUACUCAAAAGAUGGGAUUAGAUUUGACAUACAUCAAGAAGUGUUUGAAUUAUGA